ACUUGCGUUGUUGAGAGAACGAGAAGUAGAAGUGUAUUCGAAUCGAAAGAAAAGUGUUUCUCCAGUUUAUUGAUUAUUAAUUCUGGAAUUAAUUCUUUCUAUUGACAAAUUGACACCAAAUAUUGCUGCUAAACAAUUGCAAAUUCAAUUAGUGUUCGGUGUGCAAGUCAACUCGGCGUUUAGUUAUUUAUUUGUCGUUGCUCGGUGAACAACCAAAACCAAAAAUAAUAAAGAACAAAACCGAGAAAGAAAAACAAAAAAAAGAACACCACAUCGAGAUUCGAGAUUCAAUUGGAAAUAGGAAUCCGAACCAAACCGAAUUCGAUUCAUCAUCGAUUGUUUCUCGAAAAAAAUUGGUUGAAUUUCGCAUUGUGAUCAUUUGUGUUCCAAUUGAAUAUUGUUUUAUCUUUUGAAUGGUACAUGGAAUACCUAUAAAUAAAUAUAAAAUAUUUUGCGUGCAAGAAAACUCGAUUCCUGAAUUAUUUGUUGUUUUCGUGGUGUUUUUUGUGUUGCGCCUGUCCACAUCAGGCAGCAGUGUAAUAGCUAUAAUUUAAUUUGUCUGAACUCCAGAGAAUACCAAACGAAAUUAUUAUGGCUGAUGUGCGUCGCAGGAAGACGGACACUGAAGCAGAGCCAAGUGCUCCAGGGAAGGAUUUACAGAAAAGAGAUUCAUUAACUGCUGAGUCUUCAGAUCAUAUCGAUUCAGAAGAAGAAAAACUACCCGAAGAGAAAUAUGUGGAAGAGCUGGCAAAAACAUUACCACAAGGAACAGAUAAAACUCCUGAAAUGCUGGGAUCAGCCCUGAAAGAUUUACCAGACAGAUGGAAGAACUAUGUCAUCCGUGGAAUUUUUACCUGGAUAAUGAUUUGUGGAUUUGCUCUCAUUAUUUAUGGAGGUCCAUUAGCACUAAUGAUCACAACGCUAAUGGUUCAAGUAAAAUGUUUUCAAGAAAUUAUUUCCAUCGGCUAUCAAGUCUACCGGAUUCACGGCCUACCUUGGUUUCGAAGUCUUUCAUGGUACUUUUUGCUUACCUCAAAUUACUUCUUCUAUGGUGAAAAUUUGGUAGAUUAUUUCGGUGUUGUAAUAAACAGAGUGGAAUAUUUGAAGUUCUUAGUAACUUAUCAUCGAUUUUUGUCCUUUGCAUUGUAUUGUAUUGGAUUUGUGUGGUUCGUAUUGUCACUGGUAAAGAAAUACUACAUGAAACAAUUCAGUUUAUUUGCUUGGACUCAUGUGUCUUUGUUAAUUGUUGUCACUCAAAGCUAUCUUAUUAUUCAAAAUAUAUUUGAAGGUCUUAUUUGGUUUAUUGUUCCCGUUUCGAUGAUUGUUUGCAAUGAUGUUAUGGCCUAUAUGUUUGGCUUUUUCUUCGGAAAGACACCAUUAAUUCAACUCAGCCCCAAGAAGACAUGGGAAGGAUUCAUUGGAGGGGGUUUGUCAACUUUGGUCUUUGGUUGUAUUAUAUCUUUCUUGCUUUGUCAUUAUCAAUACUUUAUUUGUCCGAUUGUUUACUCCGAGUCUUUGGGUCGUAUGACAAUGGAAUGUGAACCAAGCUAUCUCUUUACCUAUCAAGAAUAUAGCCUCUCGGUGUUUGGAAUUGGAAAGUCUAUUUCAAUGUAUCCAUUUGUAUUCCAUUCGUUGUCUCUGAGCUUGUUUAGUUCGGUUAUUGGACCAUUCGGAGGAUUCUUUGCAUCUGGUUUCAAGAGGGCCUUUAAAAUAAAGGACUUUGGAGACAUGAUUCCCGGACAUGGUGGAAUUAUGGAUCGUUUUGAUUGCCAAUUUUUAAUGGCUACUUUUGUUAAUGUUUACAUUUCCAGUUUCAUUAGAACUCCAUCGCCUUCCAAAUUAUUGACGCAAAUUUAUAAUUUAAAACCGGAGCAACAAUUGCAGAUAUUUAACUCACUGCGUGACAAUCUUGAAAGUUUGAGCAUCCUAAACUAAACAAACAAACAAUACAUUCUUCAACUAAUUUAAACAAACAAAAAUGAAAAGCUAAGUGUAUAAUUUAUUUUAAUAUAUGAUAACAACAUACGCAUACAUAUAUACAUUUAUAUGUGCAAUAAAAUAAUACAUGUAGGCAAUUAUGGUUUGUAUUCAUGAACAAAAAAAUCAUGAAUAGAAAGCGAAAAACACUCGUUUUGUGUUUAUUAGUUCAUAAUAACACAUUCAAAAAUAAUCUCACUAACAAUUUUAACAAGUGAAAAUUACAUCUAAAAAUAUUGUGUACUGAUUUAGAAAAAGAUUCCACUAAUAUUAAAAAGUAGUAGCGUUUUUAAAAAUAUGUUUUACAUUUUUUGUUUUUUGGAAAAUUAAAGAAUGUGAGGAAAGUCAUGAAUUUAAUAUUUAUAGUUCAAUGAGUUUGUUUUUGUUCUAAGUGCAAAACAACAUUUGUGUAAAAAAAUAUAUUUUUAUUCAAUUGACUAAAACACUAAUUUAUUAUACAGUAAGAAAUGAUUUACAAUUUUUUACCGAACUUAAGAAAAAAUCAAGAAAAAUUAUGUAACAUUCAAAAUUAAACGCAAAUAUUAUUCAAAAUCUGAUAGUGAUAAAUUAUAUUCUUUGCUUCGAAUGAACACGAUGUACGAGUUUUUUUUAAAGAGCUUCUAGUUAAAUAUUGAUUUUCAUAUAUUUUAGUUAUAAGAUAUCAUUUUUGUUCACUUUAUAAUAAUUUUUAAAACUGAAGCGUUAUGUUAUUUGUCUUUGUUUUUUCUAUUAAAAACUUUCAUUCAAAAGGCCCAGAAGCUAACUAACUAACUAUGUUCAUUAUUUUACCUUAAGGCUCUAAGCUCUGAACAGAUAAAUAGGUUAUAACAUACAUAGCAAAAUAUAUACGAAAUAUAAAACUAUAAUAUAUAUUGAACAAAUAUUAUUCUAGUCUUUAGAUUUUUUAUUUUAUUUAGAGAAAUUAAAUUAAGUUAAAUUUGUAUAUUGAAUACAAUUAUUUAGUUAUUGUUAAUUUAUAAUAAUUCUAGUUUUAUUUCUUGUUAGUUUGAAGAAAAUAAAAUUAAGUUUCGAUCUUUUCUCAUAAGUUAGAGAAAAAAGUAUCUUUUCAAAAAAAAAAUACAACAACAGAGAAGCAUUAACAGAUUUUUGAGAAAAUACAACACAAUCGUAUUUUGUUUUGUUGUCUUACAGAAAAAGUAAAAGAUCAAAAAAGUGAUUGAAAUAUAUAUUCCAAUUGAUAAAUUUUAUAUUAUAGCAUUUUCAGAAAAAAUCUGUUUCACUACACGUCUUAAAAACGAAAAAUAAAGUGCAAUAAUGUUUUAUUCAAAACGAAAAUAACAGCGGAACAAAAUGGAUACAAGAUAAGGUUAAUUAUUAUGUUUUAUCCAAACAUUGUCAUUAAUGUCCGUCCGUGGAAAGCGUGUUUUUGUUUUGUUUUAAUUUAACUCCACCCACCCAUUUAUAGUUAUUUGACUUGAUUGUUGAUGAAAUUGAAUUUAAGUACAAAACAAACAUAAAUAUAAAAAAAUAUUACAUACAUAUUACAAAAAAAAAGUACCUGUUGUUAAUAAUUGUAAAGAGCUAAUAUUUUGUUUUUCUUUUUU
Messenger RNA from Eupeodes corollae, 3542 nucleotides. RefSeq names its product phosphatidate cytidylyltransferase, photoreceptor-specific (gene Cds). The coding region runs from base 592 to 1935 and encodes 447 amino acids. The transcript has 9 exons. Gene Ontology annotation, cellular component: endoplasmic reticulum membrane. Gene Ontology annotation, molecular function: phosphatidate cytidylyltransferase activity. The record is from RefSeq and is a predicted model, not a curated record. Lineage: Eukaryota; Metazoa; Arthropoda; Insecta; Diptera; Syrphidae.